AUUCAAUUCAGUUAUAACAUGAUUUUUGAGUCGGACGAGUUCUGUGAACUCUUUAAGGGUUCUUUCCCAUUUUACCUACUAUGUCUUCUCCCUAUUUUCUUAAUGUUAUCACCAGCGACAUUAGUGAACGCCUCUCAUGAAUUUACUGUGUAUAGAAUGCAUCAGUAUGAUCUCCAUGGAUUAUCCAAAGGUUGUAGAACUGCAAAUUUGAACCUAGAGGCCCGUUCUCUUAAAAGCUGGAGCACGCAAAGACACUGUGUAGUUGCCAGAUUGGAACAUCUAGCCUCACAUAGCUUACAUAAUAUCAAAGAAAACUCUGGAGGAUUAUUACUUGUUUUACCACAAAACAUUGAUUCUCUGACUUCAGAAAUGAAAGAAAUUCUUACUGAACUUGAAGUGCAACUGUUGGAUGAUGAAACGAUGGUUCCUGUCUAUUUUAUUAACUGGUCGCCUGAAUUGGAGGAGAUAGUAACCGAUAUUGAAAAUAAUAAAUUAGCAAAUGAUAAGGGAAUACCAGCCUGGGAAGCAAUUCUUCAAUCCUUCUCUGCAAAUGGAUAUCAAAUUGUUGUCAAUGCUGGGAAACCAGCUGUUAGAAAUGAUGCAAAUAUAGUUUCUAUUCAGGGAAAAUUAUCAGGAUAUGGAAUAGAAGAUAAAUUGCCUACAAUUGCCAUUGUAGCUCAUCUAGAUAGUUUCGGUGUUGCACCUGAAUUAUCAUUUGGAGCUGAUAGUAAUGGUUCUGGCAUUGUAAUGAUGUUGGAAUUAAUCAGAAUAUUUUCACACCUUUAUUCGAAUUCUCGUGCGCAUGCACCUGUCAAUAUACUUUUUUUCUUAUCUGGGGGUGGAAAAUUUAAUUAUCAAGGUAGUAAAAAGUGGCUUGAAGAUCACUUGGAUACCUUAGAAGGUUCUUUACUACAGGAAGCUAUUUAUGUUCUUUGUUUGGAUACGGUUAGUUCAAACAAAGGUUUAUUUCUUCAUGUAUCGAAACCUCCCAAAGAUGGAUCAUCGCUUGCAAAAUUCUUCCAAGGGAUUUCCGUCACUAGUGAAAUACCUGUAGAAGUAGUCCAUAAAAAAAUUAACUUAGCCGAUGAAAUGCUAGCUUGGGAACAUGAGCGAUACAGUAUCCGUCGCUUGCCUGCAGCUACUAUUUCUACAAUUAAAAGUCAUAAAAAUCCUGUUAGAGGAACAGUAUUUGAUACACAUGAUAGAAUUGAUAUAUCAUCUUUAACAAGAAAUAUUGAAAUUGUGGCUGCUUCUUUAGCUAGGCAGAUUUAUAAUAUAAGUGGAUCAUCACAUUUUGCAGUUCAUAUGGGAACUGAAGAAGAAAUGGUGAAAACAUGGUUGGAGUUUCUUGCUAGUCAUUCUCGUUCUUCUUCAUUAUUAUUUGAAAAAAACAACCCUUUAAUCAAAUCUCUUCAAGAUAUGUUCAACAGAUAUCUAGAAGAUGUAAAACUUUCUGUACAAACUACCGAUAAAAGGGAUCCAGAAUUCAUGUUUUAUGAUACAACAUCAGCAGUUGUCAAUAUAUACAAUGUCAAACCAGCUAUAUUUGAUUUAUUUCUCACAGUGAUUAUAUCAUUAUAUCUGUGUCUAGUCUUUGGUGUUAUAAAGAAAAUGUAUUCAGUCUACGCAAUCCUUACUCCUUCAUCACCGUUGAAGAAAGUGAAGAGUUAAUGUUGUUAAGUUUUUAGGAUUUUGUAAUUAUACCAAUUAAGAAACAAAUACCAUUUUUGGUCAAGCCUUUUCUUAGUUAAAGAGUAAUUAUAAAAUAGUAAAUCUAGUACCCAAUUUUAAAUACGUGUAUUUAUAGGUUUAGAUUUUUUAUUUAUUUAAUAUAAUCAAUUUAUGGGUAAGUGACCUUUAUAGGUUUCAACGCGUCUACUCCUGGCUAAGAGAUAACUUGUAGGUUUUGUUCUUGUCUGAGACACCAACUGCAAGUUAUUUUGUAGUUUACUUGUCAUAUUUAUUUAGAUACGAUGAAAAUCGUAGUAUCUCAGUAUAUCUAAUGUAUAUAUGAAUAGAUAGCCUCAGGGAAGAGAAAAAUCAAGUUAGGCUUACAUUAACAGAGGAUUUAUUUAUUUACAUAAGCAUUGUCUGUGCCGACAUGCACCCACUACGAGAUAAUUCACAAGAGAUUUGGAUUUAAAAGCACAUUCUGAGCAUAUAGGUUUAAUGAUUACCUGGAACUGAAAUUACAGUUUUAUUAAUACCAUUUGAUUUAAUUAAAUUGGCAUCUUACUCUACAAUCCUAAAAACUACCAUGACGACAGUGAACGUGUUAAAAAUAAACCUACUAUAUAAAAUUGACUUAUUUCAUUUUAUCGAAUAUAUCAUAACUUCUUUAAAAUUUAUAUAAAAGGUGAGUUUAUAUGUUUCUAUUCUUGAGAACGAAAAAUUUUGUUCCAUUCAUAAGCAAUAUUUUUUGUAUUUUUGUAACUUUUUUUUUAAGGUCUGCAAUGAUUUUUUUGAUGUUUUAUAUGAAUGGUUAUGAGCUAUUUUUAUAUAUUAAAAAGAAGAAAAAUUCACAUCAACUAGAGACAUAUUAAGACAUUUAAAUACAAAUUUGUUUUUUCAAUCCUGAUGAUGCCUGGUUUGGUGAAACUUUAACUGUUUUGUUGUUUACCAGUAUUAUAGAGACACAGACUUAUGUUUUGAAAUUUGCAAUUAUAUCCUAACAAUUAUUUUUUUUAUUUAAAUACUAUUUCACUUAAAUAUACUACUGUUUUUUUGUCUCCUAUCAAAUAGGUUAUUUAUAUAAGGGAAAUAACUCAACUUAACUCAAACUAGGACCUCAUAUUUCAUAUAAAUAAUAAGACUUAGCGAACCCGAAGGUUCGAUGUGGAAACCACCAAUUGAUGUCUAAAUUCUUCCAUCCACCAAGCACCGUCUAAACCCAACUUUCGUCAAGAAGCCCAGCAAUUUUACAUGACCAUUUUGUUUGCCUCAACUUAAUCAUCUCAAUUAUAUUACGGUUCCCAAUGACUGAAGACUAUUAAAUUAGUCUAGAUCCAAUUUGACCAAUCCUUGAUUGGGGAUGUCAGGUCAAUUAUUACGUUAAUUUCAUGAAAGUCUAUAAUAUGGUCCUCCUUGGAGAAAACAGGUCACUAUGCUUUAUAACUCUUCAUAUAUGCUAACCCACUUGUUAUUCCAGUACUAGUUGAGUCAUUUGUAUUCUAUUAAGUUAUUUAUGCUUGUAGUUUUAAGAUGUUAUUUUUCAAGAGAAACAUGGCUUUCUUUGUAAGAUAUGUAUGUGAGCAAGGCUUUGUGCUCAUAACUCCUGGUCCCCUGAUUUUCUUCAGCUGUGGCAGAUGAUUAUUUAUUCUGCAUACAUCAGCUGUCUGUUAACCUUAGGUUAGAAAGACUCCUGUGGCACACUCGGGUUCAAUAAAAUGGGUACCCUUUUUCUGUAUUUUACCCUUGGUUGAGAGAAAACCUGGUGGUUGAACAUUAUCUAAACCAAAUAAUUUCCUUGCAUCAACCUUGACCUAGAAACAGUACUUCCAUACUAAGUACUGAAUCCAAGAUACUUCAUAUUGUUUUUAUUUCUAUACACAUUAGCAACUCUAUUAUUUGAAAUGUUGGUAAAUAGUAUUAUUUUAGGAACUUUUCUUUCGUUUUCCUAUUUUUAUAUGAAAAAACAUUCUAUAUUGUUGGCUGGAUCUUAAAUGUUUUACAUGUUUAAACUAUAAACAAUUCAUGUUUUAUUAUGGAUCAUUAGAUGAUUUAAUGAAAAGAAGUUUUGAUUGGAUAAUAAUAUUAAAGGCUUAGGGUUCUUUGUGUCACCUAUCUAGUCGAAAUCUGAGAAAAUAUGCCUAUUCAGAAGUUGCUGUGGAUAAGGGAGCACUGGAAGUAAUAUUUUUUCAGUUUGUGAUUUAGUACGAUUUAUUUGAAUACUCUAAUUUUUCCUAACAUCAUCUAGGAUUACCUAAUGAUAUUAAAAAAAAUUAACAUAAAUAUGUAAUUUAGUCAGUGAUAAUGAUAAUGUGUACAAGGAUGAGUUAUGAAAAAAAGAUUUACAGUAUAAUAUAUAACACUUACAGUCCAAUGAAUAAUGGUGGAUAGAUAAAUCAAAUUGUAAUUAAAUUUAAAAAAUAGCCUAUGAUUAAGAUAAAGCCCGCACUUUAAAGGCAGAUAUUUUAUUUUAAUUAAUUAUAUACUUAAAAUAUUAUUCAGUAAGAGCCAAACAUUAGGACUAUGAUUCAUUUGUAAAACAGGGCAGGGUUCCCUCUGUCUUGUAUGAUCAAAGUAGUAAUUAGCCAUUUAGAAAACUGAAAUUAAGUUUAUGAGGAUUACUUUCACUUAAUUCCAACUGCCAUUAAGGCAGAAACGCUCUGAGAAAGCCUAGACUCAUUUAUAGAAAGCAGCUACCAUGUCUUUAAUCAAUUAUUGUCAAAUUAAAAGAGUAAAGAAAAAUUAAUACUUUUAACAUAGCCCUUAUGACCAUAAUUUUUAAAACAGUAAGUAGAUCAUACAAUGUCUGUAUUAUCUAUUUUAGACAGCUGUUUAUUUAUUUUUUAUUAUUAAAUUCGCUCUCACUAUCCAUGUAAUUGAUAAAAGUAAGUUAAUUUAUAAAUAAGAUUUCUUUGUGAGCAGGACCAUACUUACUAAAACUAAUAAAAUUGUUUAAGUACAUUCCAUUCAUUGUCGACUGUAAAAAAAACUUUCAUUUUAACUAUUACGUGAUGGAAAGUUAGCAUUCCAGUUUAAAUAAGUUCUUUCUAAUCAAAAUCAUAUAAAGAAGAUGUUAACAACUUUUAAUUUUUAAAUUAUUUUGUAAUAUCUUAACACUGUAACUGAUAUACCAUUUCAUUUCUGUUUGUAUAUAUAUUUUUGAAAUUUUUAUCAGAUUAUUGUUCUAAGUAAUAGUCAGUGUUUCUACAAAUUUUUAUAUGUCAAAAAUUUAACAUAUAACCAUAUUCCAUAAUAAAAAGUUGCCUAAUCAAUUUAUUUUAUCUUAUUGUUGCAUUUAACUUAUUUCUGAAUGUAUAUUUUUCCUAUUAAUUUUAUAAACAGCUUAUUAUGGUUUUAAUUAUGUCUACUAUUUGAACUAUAUUAUAAAUACCAUUUGAAUAAAACUAUUAUUAGUAUAUUUAUGGCAUUUAUGUUAUGAAAAAAGAAAAGUUAAUUUAUUUAAGCAUUGCAUAUGAUCACGAGUCAUUUUGACAUGCAAUGCUAUUUUUCUUCUUAGUCCUUGUGUAAUUUCUGUAUUCCUUGAUACUAAAAUUUUCAAUAAUUAUUUUUUUUUUAAUUGUAGCCUAGAUGCAGAUUUUAUUCUUUCAUUACUUAAUAAUUUUACAGGAUGUUUUGUAACACCAUUUAAAUAGUUGGAAACUAUUCAUAAUUCAUAUAUUUAUGAAUUAGUUCCUUUCAACAUGCCAUUUACUGUAUAUUAAAUCUUUUUAUUACAGCACAGCUUUACUUUAUCAAUUUAUAUUACAGAAUUGUAUAUUUUUAUUUCAAAAUUAAGAUACAUGUGCGUACCCCAAUAUUUAAGUUUUAAAAGAAUUGUUUGUAUAAAUUAGGCAAUUGUAGAAAUCGCUGUUUAAAAAAUAUUAUUUUAAAGUAAUUAAUUUAGUACCUUUUCAUACUUAUAUCAUAGCUCUUAGCUCAUUCUUGGUGUUAGGUGAUAGUCAUCAAAUGAUCUUUUUCUCAUUUUGAUAGAAUCGCUAUUUGAAUACAUUAUGUAUUAAUUAAAUUAAACAUAUUUACUCACAUAUGUUCAUUAUAUAUUUGUUUUGUUGUAUUUUUGCUUAAUGAUCUAAGUUUUAUAACUACUAUCAUAAUCAUUCAUGAAUUUUAGAAAACAAAAAUUUCAUUUCUCUCCAAAUGUCAAGUAUUUAAUUUUGGAUGAUAAAUUUUUAUUAACUGUA
Messenger RNA from Nezara viridula (southern green stink bug), 5867 nucleotides. The record is from the annotation of a GenBank genome assembly. Lineage: Eukaryota; Metazoa; Arthropoda; Insecta; Hemiptera; Pentatomidae.